AUGCCUUUGCCUGGAAGACGACGACUAGGGCUGUUGAGGGGACGAGCAUCACGCGCUCCUCCAAGCAGAUCGCCAGCACCUCCACUAGGAAAUGUCAUUGCCACAAUUCAUUACGAUGAAAUUGAAAGUCUGGAACCCGACCAAGAUGAUGCCGUAUCUCGCAUCAGGAACAGCCAAUAUUUGACUUCCUACAACUGGCUUGGUGGGGAAAAGAGCCGAAUUAUCGUUCCAGGUGAACCACCAAAGUGGACACCUCUGCUCGGUGAACCUACACUUCCUCAAGACAGGGCUGAAUAUUACCGCGAUCGAAAUGCGGCGCAAUAUCCCGCCCACCCCAUGGAGCCAAUGGUACAGGCAAUCCUGACAGACAAACCCGAGUUCCCCGUGACCAGUGUGGACAUCAUUGGGUGCAACAAUACAAUGGGCAACCUGCUGGGUUUUGUACUUGGGCAGGAUAGGCCCUUCAGGAUGCUUGUCGAGGUACUUGGCAACACGGUCUUCUUCAUCAGAAGGGAAAAUUCCCCGACCGAAACUUAUCCCAACACCAAUGGGUAUGGGCAUACUUUCCCAGAAGCGUACACCACGUGGAAUGCAGGUGUGGGCGGAUCCCAGUCCCAUCAACGGGUGAUGGAGUAUGAGUUUGCUGGCAUGCAGUGCCUGGUGCGCUUUGAAGCUGAUGGCUUUUUGCCCAACCUGGUCCCGGAUACCGAGGGAACCGAAGGACAACCCGUUACCCAGGAGGAAAGCGCCGACCGUGAGGGAGCUUUGCCGUCCAUCGAACAAGUAUCAAUUUCGGAUGCGUCCUCAGCCACUACAGAAACGGCACCGAAGCAGCUUGUCAUUGCCAGGCAAGGCCGACGUAUCCCGCAAUGCGCAAUCUUUGACCUAAAGACUCGAGCUCGCAGCAAAAGGAAUCAGAAGACCCUUCUGGAAGAAUUGCCCCGGUUGUGGCUUACCCAGGCUCCCAACUUCAUUCUUGCCCACCAUACAGCUGGUCAAUUCCUGCAUAUUCGGGUCGAGAGCGUGCAGGGUGACGUUAAGAAGUGGGAGGAUACGCAGCAACCGGCUUUGAGCAAGUUCGCCAGCUUACUCCAAAAGAUCGUGGCAUUCGCUCGGAGCGAGGAUAACGGAAAGUUUGAGAUUGAGCAUAAGGAGGGUAUGGAGGUUUUGAAUCUGAGAAAGCAAGGUGGAGUUGCCAGCGACUACUGCGAUGUCUAUCUGACGCACGACUCGAUGAGCGUGCGCAAGGCGCAUAACUCCGGUCGAAACCACCUGAGGAACGUGGUGGACUACUACCAACAGAUUGGCCAAGAAAAGGCCCAGUCCGUCAUCGACUCCAUUACCUCCUCCUACGCCGCAGAGGGCCAACAAGCCCCCAACAUGAUGCCCCCGGGCGCUUUCCCGCCUCCCUUCGGAUUCCCGGGACGACCAGGCAUGCCCCCUCCCCCCUUCGGCAUCCCUCCACCAGGCGCCCCCGGCGCCCCAGGCAUGAUCCCUCGUAUGUCCCACCCAACCUCCAUGCCCAAGAACCAGAGACAGGGAUCCCCAACCUACCGCGGACCAUACCAAGCUAACCAAUAUCCCCAACCAACAGCCCCAGGAGCCCACGGCCUCCCCUUCCCACCGCCUUUCCCUAACGCCGCCGGAACCCCGCCAACAGGUGGCUUCCCCCCGCCUCUCCCCAACAUGCCUCAGGGUGCAAACCUGCCGAUUCCGCCCCCGGGCGGCUUCCCGAACUUCCCUGUUCCUCCGCCAGGCGCGCCGGGCUUCCCGCCUAUGCCUGCUCAGCCCGGUAUGGCGCCCGGUGGUCCGUCGCCAAUUCCUACUGGACCCCGUGGCAUGGAGGGGUAUCCUCCUCCCCCUGGAGGUGGGCCUCCUGGUGGGCCUCCUGGUGGGAUGGAUCAACGGUGGUGA
This is a messenger RNA of Penicillium mononematosum, 1914 nucleotides long. RefSeq names its product putative U1 snRNP complex component Yhc1. NCBI's taxonomy places the organism in Eukaryota, Fungi, Ascomycota, Eurotiomycetes, Eurotiales, Aspergillaceae. Gene Ontology annotation, molecular function: zinc ion binding; nucleic acid binding. Gene Ontology annotation, cellular component: nucleus; U1 snRNP. The transcript is spliced from 5 exons. Gene Ontology annotation, biological process: spliceosomal snRNP assembly; mRNA splicing, via spliceosome. The record is from RefSeq and is a predicted model, not a curated record. Bases 1 to 1914 code for a protein of 637 amino acids.